Messenger RNA from Penicillium robsamsonii, 1098 nucleotides. Its product is annotated as LLM class flavin-dependent oxidoreductase. The coding region runs from base 1 to 1098 and encodes 365 amino acids. Lineage: Eukaryota; Fungi; Ascomycota; Eurotiomycetes; Eurotiales; Aspergillaceae. Gene Ontology annotation, molecular function: oxidoreductase activity, acting on paired donors, with incorporation or reduction of molecular oxygen. The transcript has a single exon. The record is from RefSeq and is a predicted model, not a curated record.
AUGCCGGAAUUCAUCAGCCUCACGUUCCCAAACGCAUCUACGGAGAUAGAUCCGAUUCCCAACGCCUCGAUUGAUCCAGAGUACCUUACUCGCUACGCUCGCAAUCUUGAUGAUUAUGGUUACAACUACACACUGGUCCCCUACGACUCAUCAUCAUAUGAUCCAUUCACCAUCGGAGCAACCAUUUUGUCUGUGACCAAAAAGCUCAAGGUCAUCAUUGCUCUACGACCCAACACAUUGUACCCCACAGUCGCAGCAAAGGCGCUAGCCACACUCGAUCAACUCAGCUCCGGUCGCGUCGUUGUCCACUUCAUCGCAGGAGGCAGUGAUGCAGAACAAGCCAAGGAAGGUGACUUCCUAAGCAAGGAUGAACGCUACGGACGCCUCGAGGACUACAUUAAGAUUCUCCGCCGUGCAUGGAAGUCCGACGAGCCAUUCGACUGGGACAGCAAAUACUACCAGUUCAAGCAAUUCAGCAACCGCGUUCGGCCUACCAACGGCCCAAUUCCCGUCUCUGUCGGCGGCUCCUCGGACGAAGCAUACCGCAUCGGAGGCUCCCUGGCUGACAUCUUUGGACUUUGGGGUGAACCUUUGAAAGAAACAAAGGACCAGAUUGAUCGCAUCUAUGCUGAGGCAGCCAAGGCCGGCCGACCGGACUCGGACAGACCACGCAUCUGGGUGACAUUCCGUCCUAUUAUCGCAGAGACUGAGGACCUCGCAUGGGCCAAGGCACACAAGACUCUCGAUGCUCUGAAUACCAACCGAGCAAAGGGACAAGGAAAGGCACCCCCGAACGCCCCACCCCCACAGAAUGCAGGCUCUCAGCGGCUUCUUGAUAUUGCUGCUCGUGGCGAGGUCCAGGACCGAGCUCUUUGGUAUCCUACUGUUACCGCGACUAAUGCACGUGGUGCAUCCACUGCUUUGGUUGGAUCGCCCCAGACUGUCGUCGAAUCCCUUCUUGACUACAUUGAUCUUGGGGCCGAUCUUAUCUCCAUCCGAGGAUAUGAUAAUCUUAACGACGCCAUUGAUUAUGGACGGUUCGUACUUCCCAAAGUUCGUGAAACGUUGCAGGAACGGGAGAAUGGUGCUUCAAAUUAA